AGUAGAACCACGCUCACAUUCAUAACAAUGGAGUCAAGCACAGAUGCGGUUCCUCAGAAUAUGUUUACUUGCCAUUUGUGCAGUUUAUCUACACCAUUCACAUACUACGGACAGAAGCCACCCAAUACCAGGGCUAUUGUCUUGUUGGAAGAGUGUUUUGUGACCAAGGAUCCUUUCAGUCCAGACGGCGAGAGGUUCCUUAUCCUGGGAUCCAACUGCAGUUUGUGCCACAUCACAGUUUGUGUUGGAACGGGCUGCAGCCUUUUCUACUCCAAGCGAUUCUGCAUGCAGUGUGUGAACAAACACUUGGACCAGUUCCCCCCUCACAUUCAAGCUGAGCUUGCCAAGAAAAAGCAGCCAUCAAAGACAGAUGUUUCAUGAUUUCUGUAAAUGUUAAUAUGCUCUGGUGACAAACUUUGCUACCCUGUUUCCAAUCGUCCACAUGGUUGGGAGAACCUAUUCAAGUAAGUGAAUACAUUUCGAAAAUGUAAAAAAACACAAUGUAUUAUUAGCUAACUACUUAAUGCAGGCUAACUCAAAUGAGCUGCUAACAUAGCUAGCUAUCUAGCCAACUUUACAUACGGUAUAGAUAGCGAGAUAAUUAAAUAUCACCAGCUACCUAAACAUUUUUAUGUAACUAGCUAACAGCCAUGGAGGAGGGUGAAAGGAUAGCAGCCCCAACUGUCAGUGAGAGAGUAGGCUAUUCUGGAUAGGGCAGGUAAUUUUGUGUAGUUCCAGUCCCUAGAAGUGAGGACGGAGAUAAUAGUAACAUAAUAUUCAGUGUGGUAUAAUGAAGUCUGUUUCUUGUGAAGUUUUCUGUCCUCGGAUACAGAGAGCUGUGAAAGCCUGUCUGCAGAUGAAGUCCCAAUGAAGAGCAGUGGCUCUCAGUCAUGGUCCUGGGGACUCAAAGGGGUGCACAUUUUUGUUUUUGCCUUAGCUCUACACAGCUGAUUCGAAUGAUCAACUCAUCAAGUGGUAUUUAUGUAUUCAUUUGUGAUGCUACCCUUGAUUAUUAUCCUGCUAUUGUCACAUGAAACAUGUGCACAUGCAUCCAUCUAUCCAAUGUUAUCAUGAUUUGUUAUGUGAUAUUAUACUUUAGUCGUCAAAUUGUAUUAGUCACAUGCGCCGAAUACAACAGGUGUAGGUAGAUCUUACAAAGGAAAUGCUUACUUACUACGAGCCCCUAACCAACAAUGCAGUUUUUUUUAUACAGAAAUAAAAGUAACAAGUAAUUAAAUAUACAAUGGGGUACUGGUUAGUUGAGGUAAUAUGUACAUGUAGGUAGAGUUAUUAACGUGACUAUGUAUAGGUAACAACAGAGUGGCAGCAGUGUAAAAGGGGGGGGGGGGUAGGCAAUGCAAAUAGUCUGGGUAGAGAGAGAUGAGAGAAUCCACAAUGACCUGGUGAUUAUAAAAAGUCUAAAUUGCAUAGUUACUGUAAGAUUGGGUGACCAGGGCCAUAUCUGGGACUGCCUCCUGGGGGAAUUCAGGUGUGUGAAAGGCUACCUGUGUCCUGCAUAACUUCGUGAGUUUUUAUUUUACCUUUAUUUAACUAGGCAAGUCAGUUAAGAACAAAAUCUUAUUUUCAAUGACUGCCUAGGAACAGUGGGUUAGCUGCCUGUUCAGGGGCAGAACGACAGAUUUGUACCUUGUCAGCUCGGGGAUUUGAACUUGCAACCUUCCAGUCACUAGUCCAACGCUCUAACCACUAGGCUACCCUGCCUAUGGACAUGAGGGCAUCUGCAGCUCGCCGCCUUGUGUCAGAGGAGAGGUCUGCUGCUCUGCAGGAUGUUUCAAGGAUGGGGGACAACAACGCAGCACGAGAGGCAAUCCGUGUGGGGGAGAUCUUCACCUUCUACUUCUUUGAAAAGGGUGCUGUUCCCUGGCAACACCAUAGACUACACUAUGCACAACCAAAUGCUCUUAAGAGCCAUCCACAUUACAAUAAGAGUAUUCUUCCAUUUACUUAGCUAUGUCAACUGCAGUUAUUACAUUUCCCAGUUUCUCUCCUUUUGAUUUCUACUUCAGGUGAAGGUGCUGUCUGUACAAAAACAAAACAGGCACUUUUAAGAGACACCAAUAUUGAAAACAUUUAGAACAAGUAGACACCCUAUAACCCACACCCUCGUAUCAAUCUGAUUGAUGGAUUGUGUUGUGCAGUAAGCUGGCUCAGGUGUAUAACCAUGGCUCCUUCCACCUUCAAAGAAUAGAAGAGUGGACCAACCAUGGAGAAUAGUUAUAUCAGCUGUGUCAGUGAACCCCUCCCACAUCUGAACUGGCUGACAGAGGGCACAGUAUGAUCAGAGAUAUGUUUUGAUGUGAGAGAGGAUGCCAACCCCCAGUCCCAUCAUCUGCACCUCACCUGCUUUUAAGAUAACCUUCGGGCCAACUUGAGACACUAUGUAAUUGUGAUGAACUGAGAGAAUAUUUGGGUAGCACCGUGAUUCAUUAAUCAUAUGCUGUCUUCCCUGCUCCUAUGUUCUUACCUUUCCUUUUUACACCUCUUGCCACCUUUCUUCCUCUGCUUUUAUUGUGCAUUGAAGUACAGAUUGAACUUGUGUUUAUAAUGCAUCUAUUUAUAACACUUGGAUAAUGAACUUCUUUCAAUAAAGCGUUUCACAUUC
Molecule: messenger RNA, 2623 nt
Organism: Oncorhynchus masou masou (cherry salmon)
Lineage: Eukaryota; Metazoa; Chordata; Actinopteri; Salmoniformes; Salmonidae
Gene: cdpf1
Product: cysteine rich DPF motif domain containing 1
Exons: 6
Coding region: 28-381 (117 amino acids)
Source: RefSeq, a predicted model, not a curated record